AUGUCCACAAAGACUCAAAUCAGUUUACUCUUCCAGCCUCAUGGCUUUCGGGAAGGCUUCCGGGCCGAUGGACGGCGGGUCCAUGAGCCGAGGGGCAUCCAAUGCUGCGUUGGCGGUGGCCGCGGUGAAGCAGAUGGCUACGCCGUUUUCGAGCUCGGCAGCACAAAGGCAGUUGCCUAUGUCUAUGGGCCCAUGGAGGCACGCCAGCGUUCGGCUACCUUCCACGACCGUGCCUUGCUGACCUGUGUGCUGUCCACUGCAGCCUUAUCUGGGCCCGCGAGGGGCUUCGGUCGCCGGGGUGACCGCCAGUCUCAGGAGCGGUCCAUGUGGAUGCAGCAGGCCUUUGAAAGCGCCAUUCUCCUCGAGCAGUAUCCUCGCUCGCAGAUUCGUCUGUAUGUGCAGAUCUUGCAGGCAGAAGGCAGCUCCAUGGCCGCAGCGAUUAACGCGGCCCUUUGGACGGAAGCUGCAGAUGCUCGUGAUGCCCUCCUCCAGUGUUUGCUUACCGUUGGCAGGGCUGUACCUUGCCUUCUGCACUAG
Molecule: messenger RNA, 537 nt
Organism: Symbiodinium pilosum
Lineage: Eukaryota; Dinophyceae; Suessiales; Symbiodiniaceae
Source: the annotation of a GenBank genome assembly